Molecule: messenger RNA, 4408 nt
Organism: Trichobilharzia regenti
Lineage: Eukaryota; Metazoa; Platyhelminthes; Trematoda; Strigeidida; Schistosomatidae
Source: the annotation of a GenBank genome assembly
CUAAAAGUGAUAUCUUUCCAUUUAAGAAUUAGGCAGUGUUGCCAACACUUGCAUCUGAUAUAUUUUUGCUGGCUGAAAUGUCUUAGGCGACAUUUUCAAAUAAGAAGUAUUUCCCUUUGCAGUAUUGAUUUUAAUUCACUUAUGAAGGCGGAAUCUGAGCCUUUAAUCGAUUUGUUGUAACACGUACCCAUCAGUAAAUAAGUUGGCAUUGGACAUUGAACGCGGCAAUAUAAAUGUCACGUAACUUUCAUUACUUGGAAGAAAAGAUAUUUUGACAGAACAGUGCAGUUGUUAUGACCAAUCUAACAGAAGGUCCACUAAAUAUCGAUGUGCUGAAAGAAAGCUAUCAUAAUGAAUUUUUCAGGUAUAUCGAUGUAUAUGCUUCACCUAAGUGUAUAUAUUGGGAGAAAGAUCUUUUAGCUCAUGUCAGUUCAGUGGUUAACAACUCCGAUUUGAAAAAACACGGUGUUGUUAAUUCUUUCCUUCUAACAUCUAUCAAAGAUACCUGCUCUCCAUCAACAUGUAAAUCUGUAAUAUUUAUUAUCAGUCCAAAAGUCAGCAUUGUUGACUGCGUACAAUCAUUUGUUGUAAGAGAUUCACAGGUCAAUCAAAACACUGGAAAACAAUAUGGUAUCAUAGCCAUCCCAAGAUUUUCAUUCGCUUGUAAAAAUUUUCUAAAAGUCAAGAAGUUAAUCAAUAAAUUCACGCAUAUAUCUGAAUUUCCUUUAACAAUUGUGCCUGUAGAUUGUGAUGUUUUAUCCAUGGAAGAUUCAAGUUGUUUUGCUAAUUAUUCAAUUGCUGAAAAGCAUGAUAGUAUUUAUCAAUUUGUACAAGGAUUAAUGAGAUUUCAGUCAAUUUUUGGUCUAUUCCCAAAAAUAUUUGCUAAAGGCGAAAAAGCUGUGCAAGUGACGAAAAUGCUAAGACGUAUGCUUGACGAAAGCAAAGCUUCUGAAAAGAGUCAAUCACAGUGUACAGCAUUAGACGAAAUUGAAAGUCAAACUGACUUACUGAUACUUAUUGAUCGCAGUGUUGAUCCGCUUACUCCAUUGUUAAAUCAAUUAACCUAUGCUGGAUUAGUAGAUGAGAAAUGGGGCAUUCGAUUCGGUAUUUGUAAGCCGUGUUUUUCAUCAGAAAACGAAACAUCAAGAAAGGUAAUGCUCAAUUCAACAGAUAUGGUAUAUGCAGAAAUAAGAGAUCAAAAUUUUUCUAAAGUAGGACUUACUUUAUCACAACUUACAAAAGAAAUUUCUGCACUUGUCGCAGAGUCUAAAUCAGCCAAAGAGUUGUCGGAUUUACGCCGUGUAGUUAGUCAAAUACCAGAUAUUCGAUUAAAACGAUCAGAACUUGAAAUACAUACUCUUCUAGCAGAAGAUAUUCAGAAACGUGUAAGCACUGAUGACUUUCUGUCGGGUUUAAAAGCUCAACAAGACUUUCUAAACUGCUGUGAGUCGGAUAAGGCGCAUCCUUUCAUUGAAGAUUGUAUAUUAAGAGGAGCACCGUUGGAAGAGGUUCUUCGGUUGAUUUGUAUUCAAUCAUUUUGUAAUGGAGGCUUGAAACAACGACUUUUAGAAUAUUAUAAGAAUGAAAUUAUACAGGUGUAUGGUUUUGAGCAUAUUUUCACUUUGGAUAAUUUGGAACGUGUUGGCCUACUUCACGAAUCAUCGAGUAAUCUACUGACUAGUCUACAAACAUCAAAUUUUACACCACAAGAAAAAAUUAAUCUAAGGCAUAAUAAUCCAGCAAAUUCUAAAUUGCCUACAAGUUUAAAACAAACAAUUAUCAAUAUAAGCAUGAGUUAUAAUUCUGCAUUGAAAGGAAAUCUACGCCUAAUACCAUCGUUUCCUAAUCAUCAUCUAAGCGAUACGGAACAGGCUUUAUGCAAUAUAUUCUCUGGAUAUAUACCUAUAUCUACACGUCUUAUUCAAAUAUUGACAAAUAAUUGGUAUCCAAAAUCAAAUCUAUCUUCGUCUGUUAAUCCUCCACCGAUGAUGACUGGUGGUAAUAAUCCUCUUUCCACCACCAGUGGUGGGGGUGGUGUCGGAUCAAGUAAUCUCUUCUUAUCAAAAGCUACUAAUGCUAUAAUGUCAGGAACACGCCUAUUGUCAGGUCUUCGAUCACAAGAUAGUUUAGAAAUGUCUGUAUUACCCGAGAUGGAUGAACAAAAUAUGACAUUUGGUUUUAAUCAUGCUGGGGGACGAGCAGGAGGUGGAGGGGAAGCUAGCAGUGCUGGUAGUAAACAACGUGUUUCCCUGCCUAAUUAUUCAACAUUAUCUACACUUCCUGUGAAUCGUACACCAGCUGUACACUCAUUAUCACAUGUCAUCAAUGCUCCCGAGUUAGAGGAGCUACAACUACCAGUGAAUAAUGAUUUGCCUUUCGAAUCAAGUAAUAUCAUUAAUAAUAAUAAUAAUAACAGUAGCAUUGGUAAUAGUUUGUUAAAUACAAAAACUAAUCUCAAUAAACCACGUAUUAUUGUGGUUGGUUUUGUUGGCGGUGUAACGCAUGCAGAAAUAUCAACUUUAAGAACAUUGGCUGCUGUUGAAGACUGUAAGUAAUGCAAGUAGUAGGAAUUUAAUGUUGUCAUUUCUACUGAUUAAAAAUGCCCAUUAAAAUUUUCAAAAGAAUGGAUACUGAACAAAGAGUACUCUUUUCGAUAACCCCUUCAUCAUAAGGCUCUACAUUUAUACAUACAUUAUAGUGAAUGAAUGAGUUAGUGUUAUAAACGACAUUAAGGCUGUUUAAAUAACAUCAAAUCAGUAAUAUUGAUAGAUUACACCUGAAUCGCAUCAACAUAGAAUAAGCUGAAUGUCAGAAGAAUUAGGAAGGAUAAUAUUACAAAUCCAUGAGUUUAUAGCUUCUACUGAAGGCCAGGGCAAUAGUAGGGGUUGGAUUUGCUUCUUUUGGGACACAGAGUGUUGGUUGUUUGAGGCGAAUCGCAAUAGCCUCUGCUGUUUGAAGCCUGCGGUGCUUCGAUGUUUUUGGUAAUUUGUUUGGCACCCGGUAUAAUAUAGAGAAGGAUUCAUCUACGCUGGCUUUGUGUCAUUUCUAUGUAUGUCUUUAAAUAUUCCCAUUUAUAAUAUUAGAACAAGACAUAUAAGCGAACAAUAUUGUUGUUUUCAAUUAGAUCUUCUUCAGGCUUUACUCUAAUUUACAUAGAUUUAUAUAUAAAAACUUUUCAAUUUUGUGGAUCAAAUAAUAAUAAUAACAACAAUAAUAAUGUGAUAAAUGUUUUGAACGUAGUUAAUAACGAUGAUUACAAUGAUAACCAAUUAUUGAUAAUAAGGUUUAUGCUGGUGGUGAUAAAAAUAACAAAGGUACUAAUAUGUGUGUUUAUGUAGACAAUUCAAUAAAUAAAAAUAUUAGGUCAAAUCUUAAAAGUUACGUAAUACUAAAGGUGAAGUGGACAGAUAAUCAAAGUUUAAAUAAAUACCAUAAAAGUACGAAGUAGAUGGAAAAUAAGAAAGGAUGCGAGGGUUCUGAAUAGAAUUCACCUAGGCUAAAUAAGGGAGAGACAAAGGUAGAACAAUCUUCUUUUGAUGUAUGCAGAGACUGGGAUUGUUUUCUCGAAUUACUUCCCAUAGCUUCGGCUAAGUGUAAAAGACGGGUUCUGAUUCCGUUCGAAAGACUCGAUGGAAUACGAUAGAUAACUUUGAAAGCACUAUUUUUGUCCACUUGGUGACCGCUAUCAUCAAUCAAAUGAACCAAAAUAGAACUUCUUAUAGAUUUUAUUUGACUUUUUCCGAACCAUGAAUGAGGAUGCUCAUAGACUUCGCUAGCCGCGUCCCCAUUGGAUUGCAGUUUCAUGAACAGUUUUUUUCUUUUCAACUGUUGUCAGUUUCUCUUUAUUGCACUUGAUGUUCAUGUGUCUCUUUACAAAUCUACUAGGAUAACCCAUUUGGACCAGCGUAUUUUGGAUGUGUUCUUCUGUCUGUCUGUUUUCGACAUAGAACUUUCCAAAAAUGUGCAGCAGUUCAAGUCACCACACUCCCACCUUGUAACACACAAAGCAAGAGAAGAAAGCAGAAUAGAUGCAUAAUAGAGAGACACUAAACAGAGGUGUGAGACAAAGGAAUAGUAAUAACGAAGAACAAUAUAGUUUCAUUGAAAAUCAUAAGUCACAAGGAGUGGAUGCAUCUAUGCCAGCUAUUGACAACGAUUUUGAGCCAUAUCACCAAUUGUUUCCAACCAUUGGUUUUUACCGACUCGAGGACGCCAACCAGUAAGGAAAUCAACACCCUCCUGCGUGACUAGCUGGCGUAAACCAACUGUUGUGGAUUUGAUUGACUGGUGAAUCCAUGUUUUGGUUUGACCACCACUGGCUAGCUCUUUUCCAGCCUGACCCUAUAUCAGAUAACAUUGCUUGUCGAGAAAGGCGAUGACUAGGCAUACAUAACACAUAUCCUAACCA